GCUCUCACAACCGCAAAGCUAAACACCAACCUCUACACAGCCAUGGACAACGUCUCAUCUCUGGAGUGCCUGAAAUUGGAUUCCCAGUCGGAGGUGCUCGAUAAGGACGGUGGAGAAAAUGAUCUUUUCUCGCCAGCUAUUCUCCCCCUCAACUGUGACACACCAAUAAUCGAGACUAGGGCUGAAGAACCAGAGACUACAGAACCAACGGAAGAAGAACUUAUUGCUUUUUGGAACAAGACUGAAGAAUCAGAGGAUGAAGAAUCAGAGGAUGAAGAAUCAGAGCAUUGGAAAUGUGAAGAAUCAGAGGAUUGGAAAUUCGAGGUUGAAGAAUCAGACGAUGAAAAAUCUAAGGAUGGAAAAAGUUAUGGUCAAUGUAAGUGUUGUUUAAAGGUGGAUAAGCACCCUACACAACUAUGCUCUUAUAUGUAUCGAGUCCCAAAGAACGCAAUUGUUGGCGAGAGUUGUGUGGUUGCAUGUCUUGUAUGUGGCGGCCUCUUUAGAGACUCAUGCUGUGGUGGUUGUGGCCUAAGCGCAGGACGAGCAAUUCUCAAGGAUUGUACAAUCUGUGGGAAGCAAGAAGAACACUCGAAUUUUGAGUGCCCGGAACGUAAGGAUUCUGGUUUUACUUACGACCCUUAUACUGGUUCUUUUUCUGUCAAGACUCUCCCUUUGAAAUAGGAGAGAAUGAGAGUUAAUUGUACUUUAGAGUUAAAGCAAAAGAGCAAGGAGUGCUAUUUUCCAUAAAUGCUAUGUAUCCUAUCAUUUUGAUGUCUACAUUGUGUAUUGUUUUUAUCGCAAACGAAUUGCGAUUUGCAGCACAUGGUCUAUUAUAUUGUUAUGCUUGAACAUGUGAGAAUUCAUCUAUUUAUAAAAUGUCUAAAGUAAAAGGUGGUUUUUAUC
This is a messenger RNA of Prunus avium (sweet cherry), 903 nucleotides long. RefSeq lists its product as uncharacterized. The record is from RefSeq and is a predicted model, not a curated record. Lineage: Eukaryota; Viridiplantae; Streptophyta; Magnoliopsida; Rosales; Rosaceae.